AAAGAGCUGAGGACAGCGCUGAAUUCUCCCGAAGCUUUCACGAUAGAGGCAGCAGCAGCAGCAGUAGCAACUUCGUCGUCAGCAAGUGAACGUAACGAACUCUCACGAUCAAGUACCAUAGAUGAAGCUAUUGAAGCUGUGAUAGCUAAUCAGAUUGAAAGCCUUGUCAACGGAUCGCAAACAGAUCAUCACACGGCGUAA
Messenger RNA from Gongylonema pulchrum, 201 nucleotides. NCBI's taxonomy places the organism in Eukaryota, Metazoa, Nematoda, Chromadorea, Rhabditida, Gongylonematidae. The record is from the annotation of a GenBank genome assembly.